This is a messenger RNA of Condylura cristata (star-nosed mole), 1891 nucleotides long. It is a transcript of the gene CLDN8, whose product is annotated as claudin 8. NCBI's taxonomy places the organism in Eukaryota, Metazoa, Chordata, Mammalia, Eulipotyphla, Talpidae. The coding region runs from base 98 to 775 and encodes 225 amino acids. Gene Ontology annotation, molecular function: structural molecule activity. Gene Ontology annotation, cellular component: plasma membrane; bicellular tight junction. The transcript has a single exon. The record is from RefSeq and is a predicted model, not a curated record. Gene Ontology annotation, biological process: bicellular tight junction assembly; cell adhesion.
UCCAGAGUUCAUUGCAGUGGGAAAACUGUUCUCUCCUGCAACGCAGAACUUGGCUUUGCAGCAGCAGGUCCAGCUCCGGAGUCCGGCUUAGCGGACCAUGGCGACGUAUGGCCUGCAAAUUGUGGCGCUGAUGCUCGGGGGCACCGGUCUGGUGGGCACAGUGGCCGUCACCCUGAUGCCCCAGUGGAGGGUGUCCGCCUUCAUUGAGAGCAACAUCGUGGUUUUUGAAACCCUCUGGGAAGGGCUAUGGAUGAACUGUAUGCGCCACGUGAACAUCAGGAUGCAAUGCAAAGUCUACGACUCGCUGCUGGCUCUGUCUCCCGAUCUGCAGGCCUCCCGGGGGCUGAUGUGCACCGCCUGCGUGCUGUCCCUUCUGGCUUUCAUGACGGCCAUCCUGGGCAUGAAAUGCACCAGGUGCACCGGAGACGACGAGAAGGCGAAGGGUCACAUUCUGCUCACCGCCGGCAUUCUCUUCAUCGUCACUGGGCUCGUGGUGCUCAUCCCGGUGAGCUGGGUGGCCAAUUCCAUCAUCAGAGACUUCUACAACCCCAUAGUGGAUGUUGCCCAAAAGCGGGAGCUGGGGGAAGCUCUGUACCUCGGCUGGACCACGGCGCUGGUGCUGGUGGCCGGGGGGGCUCUGUUUUGCUGUGUUUCUGGCUGCAGUGACAAGAGCCGGAGCUACAGAUACACCGUCCCGUCCCAUCGCACCACCCCAAAGAGCUACCACGUGGAAAAGAAAUCAUCCAGUGUGUACUCAAAAAAUGCGUAUGUGUGACUGCGCUUUUUUUUUUAGCUUUACAUGCAAAUGACUAAAAUGUCUACUGUUUCCUAAAAAUGCAACCCAAAGAAACAUUGAUUUGCCUUCUUUACUGCCUGCCUUAAUGACAGGAACUGCACCUCAGCUAUUUAUGAUUCUAUAAGCUACACAGAAUAACAUGUUAUAGGCAUCGCUUUGAUUGUUCUAGGAAAUACAGUCAUUUGUUUCUAAAAUGCUUCAUGUAUUUUUUUUUUCUUUUUAUCAGUUCCUUCAAAAUGACAUUGUUGAAGAUUGUAACUGUGGUUUCUCUAUGACUUGGUGUUAUGGAUAGAGAAGAGUGUGUGAUGUUUAUCUUUCCUAAGUAGAGAGGCUCAUGGUUCUAUUGUAAAGGAAAUACUGAUCCAUAAAUAGAAUUCAGCUAUUGCUUUUCAGGGGAAUCGGGGAUAAGAUUGAAGAAGGUUAAUAUUAAUUGUUUAAAAACAGCUUAGUGAUGAACAUACCUGAUUUAUAAUGAAGGUUAAAACGAAAGCUUUAAUCAGCAGUGUGAAGGAAGCUAAAAUGCUUUUUGAUAUCCAUUUUCAGCCUAGGAGUUAGAAAUCCUAACUCCUUCAUCUUCCUUUCCCAGAGGCUUUCCUUCCUUGUAUAUUAAAUUAACAACUGUAAAAGGCAGAUAUUUGUCAAGGGGCUUUGCAAGCUAACUAUUUUUCCAGUUGGAGCUUAAGAAGAAAGAUGAAAAUGUGGUCUGAGAAAAAUGGGAGACUUGACUACUUUCCCCUCUUAAGCUGAAGAAGAGUAUAUUUUGACAUGACAGCUUACAUGGAGGGGAAAUUUUAGUAACUACUUGAAUACAGACUGCAGAACUUAAUCAGUAUAAAUAAUGGGACAAAACCAGUAAGUCUUAGUUUAUGUUUGUUUACCAAAUACACACUGUCCUUUGUAAAGGAUCUCUUCCCCUAUGUGGAGUCAGUAGACAAGAGGGUCAUUUUAGGCCUGGCAAAGGUGUCUUUUUCAUUUCUUCCAUUUUGCUCAGUCUUACUGAGGCAUAAAAAUGUUCUUUGUGUCCCCACAAUUUGAUGAAAGUGAUGUCUCAAUUUGAAAGUUUGUGUCUACCCUUUACUAGCAUAAAUGACUGGU